Cinara cedri is the source of this 414-nucleotide messenger RNA. The record is from the annotation of a GenBank genome assembly. NCBI's taxonomy places the organism in Eukaryota, Metazoa, Arthropoda, Insecta, Hemiptera, Aphididae.
AUGGGCACUCCGGUCAACCAAAUAAACAGGGGCAGGGCAUCACGCGAAGAUAGCGUCCUCGACACGCCACCCACUACAGGUAACCAGACGCCUUCCAAAUACGCAGCUAGUGACGUAGUAUAUUAUAAGACACAUAAAAAAUUACACGCCGAGUUCGCACCAAUAUGGUGGGAACACGUCAAUCUGGAAAAACAAAUCUGUAAGGGUGUUCUAAACGAUCAACAACCGAAAAAUACACGUGUCAAGUCUCAAAGCAUCAGCCACACAAAAAUAGAAACGUCGCAACCAACAAAACCCCCCUCUCAAAUUGAAACAUGUAAUCACGAAUACCCUUCUUCCAGAAUUAUUGUUCCCUCGUUCAGCCAUUAUGGACAGCCGAUAACAACCACGAUAGCAGAUUCCUCAAAAAUAUAG